AUGUGGGACUACUACAAUGAUAAGACCCUCUUCAUCACAGGUGGAACUGGCUUCCUGGGGACUGCUGUUGUAUAUCGCUUGCUCACACAAACAUCUGUGAGUCAUGUAUAUAUGCUGUGUAGAGGAGGUAUAGGAAAACUUCAAUCAAAAUGGACAACAUCGCUAUCAUCGGCAACAGUCGAAAAACUGCUUAGCACCAAUCGCGUCACAGUCAUGGAUGGUGACAUCCUCUCCCCCGACCUUGGGCUUUCCCAGAACGAAUUGAACACACUUCAACAGGAAGUCGAUGUCAUCAUUCACUCGGCCUCCUCUAUAAAUCUUACAAAGCCCCUGGAUAGACUAUCAGAAUCCAUUCCCGGGGCCAGUGAAAGGAUGGCAGACAUUGCUCUGACCUGCCCGAAUUUGGAUCGCUUUGUUUAUGUCUCGACGGCAUAUGCCAAUACCUUCCUACCUCCCACCGGAGAAGGCAUCGAAGUCGAGAUCAAAGAAGACAUCUAUGAUCCCAAUCCCAACCCCAACGAUCAUCUAGAUGUCAUGAAAGAAUGGACACAAGUGCAAGAGACCGGCACUAGCGAUGCGUAUGAAGCCCACGACUUCCCAUGGCCCUAUGCAUACGCAAAGAACCUGACAGAGCGACUUCUUCUCCAUCGCUUCGCACAGAGCGGCGUCAAGGACAAGCUGCUUAUUGUGCGCCCUUCUAUCAUAGGAUCAGCCCAGGAUUUUCCAAGUCCUGGGUACAUCGUACCCUUAUCGAGCCCAUCAACAUUAAUCGCCGCUGUGAUUGCACUGAUCCCCGGCGGCACGGCUACUAUUGCAACGAAAGCAGUAGAACAAUCCUCCCAGCUGUUCACUGAUGAGGUUCCAGUCGAUGUGGUUGUUGAUCGCUUGCUCGCUCACUUGGCUGUGGGAACCAACGGUUGUGUUCAUGCAGUAAGUGGAAAGCAAGCAUGGCAUCCACUCAUUAAGUGGUGGGAGGCGGCGGCUUCACUACGGCGUAUACCGGAGAGUGUUCAUUUGGAUUGGAAAGACAUAGAUUGGAAGUCCGAUGAGCAACAUCCGCUGGCUCAGUUCUAUGUAAUCUUUGGGUCUACUUUCCAAUUUUAUGAGGAUAAGACUAUCGCUCUUGGCCGACAUCCCUUGGUGAAAACCUGUAAAGAGCUGCAACUGUUCAAUCAGCUCGAUUUUGCAGACAAGUUGCCAAGUCUAAUGGAAGAUAUCUACUCUGUGAUGAACCAUAUUGCCGAGAGUGAUGAGAGGGCACGACGAGUCAUCAAACGAUACUAUCAGGAUUCUAUAAAGGCUAAAAUCUAG
Messenger RNA from Penicillium verrucosum, 1311 nucleotides. RefSeq lists its product as uncharacterized. NCBI's taxonomy places the organism in Eukaryota, Fungi, Ascomycota, Eurotiomycetes, Eurotiales, Aspergillaceae. Gene Ontology annotation, biological process: long-chain fatty-acyl-CoA metabolic process. Gene Ontology annotation, cellular component: peroxisome. The transcript has 2 exons. The record is from RefSeq and is a predicted model, not a curated record. The coding region runs from base 1 to 1311 and encodes 436 amino acids. Gene Ontology annotation, molecular function: alcohol-forming very long-chain fatty acyl-CoA reductase (NADP+) activity.